AUGUACACAUACAUGGAAUACCUUCAGAGAUGUUUCUACAAAACCACGGGCUGGAACGAGGAUAAUAUUUUCUCCAAUAUAAUUGCAACACCACAAGCUAUCCUUGACUUCCCAAUACCCAAUGGGUUGAAAAUAGACUCUUCAUCAAAGUCAUCUGACUACCUGGCAUCAUCAUUUACAUUAUCCAAUUUCCAUCAGAUAAAUGGGUCUUUAGCGUACUUGUACUCCCUGAUACCGUUGACCAACACAAUGGGGACAAAAGAGAUAUCAUUACAGGAGGCAAUCGCAGGAUUCAGAAUAAUAGAACCUAUCAUGAAAGCAAGUCAAUUGCAAGGGAAGUCGCAAACUGACUACGGCCCAAAUCAAAAACCGCUGCUACUAUAUGGCCGCAUGUAUUUUCCAGGCUCAGCGUUGGAAGCAAUGGUUAUUAAACGCCUUAACGAAAACACGCAACUAUUGAUUAAAUGUGUGAGCCAUCCACAGUUGGAGAAGAACGGCACUGUUAUUGUAUAUUUGCAAAACAACACUGCAAAGUACCUGCGAGAAGUUAUUUAUUCAACCAAUGAAUCUUUGAUUGGAGUAAGAUGCUUGUACAACUGGGGCACGACAAUAUCAAAAAGUAUCAGUCCUCAUCUAGUUCCAAAAUUUGAAAAUUCAGUGGUCUCUUUGGGCACAGAACUAUGGUUUGCUGCACGAACAAUGAGCCCUGGACUUUCCUCAGCGUUGAGGUACUCAACAAGAUCUACUUCCACUGGAAAGCCACUAACAAUGACUUUGGCGGUGAAUCCUAUUUUGGGUCACAUAUCCCUGACUUAUACUGUAAAGACAUCAGUUGCGUCAACGUUUUGCUCAAAAUAUGACUUUAAUUUCUUUUCCUAUGCCAGCAACUUGUCCCUUGGGUUUGAGUUGUACAGUUAUGCGAAAAAGAAGAAAUCACUACAGCCAACCUUUACCAACUACGACGAUGAGGAUGUAACUUCAUUUCGAAAGCUAAAUCAAGAAGCUUCGAGAAGGACAAGAAGGGGAUCUCAUAGUCUGCGAAAUAGGAACACCCAUCUCGAUACUCACCAAAGAGAACCUCAGAGCAGUGAACACCCUCAUCAAAGGUCCCUAGGUAAUACAACUCACCACCAUGGAGGUGCAGUUACCACAGCAUUUCAAAACUUGGUGAAUGAAAGUGACUUUUCAAGUGUUUUAAAAGUGUCUACCAGCUUGAGGGAUAGUAGUGUUAGGUUGUUGUGGGAAGGUCGAUUGAGAGACUUUUUAGUUAGCGCUGGUGCUAGAGUAUCGUUGAACCCUGUAACAAGUACACCGGAAGUAAACAAGCUAGGAAUAACACUAUCAUCAAAUUACGGUUUGAAAACAGCGUUGCCUUCUAAAAUUGGCAAAUCACACAUUUCGUUCAACGAUGUAGACAAUUAUAAAGGCAUGCCUGAUGUGGAGAAAAAUUCAGGCCAUCAUUAUACCCAGUUAAUGUUUCAGGAAUUGGGAAUGCCUUUGAGAAAUCACUUUACUUCGCAAAAUCCGUUGUUUCCCCACCCUUCCAAUAAGAGCAACAAAGCACCAAGAGAGGGAAGCUUGACUAAUCUUUUGAAUUUGGAUACCAGAGCAAACACAGAAUCGGUUAUUGGAAUCUUGAACAAUAAUCCUAACUUGUAUCAGAGUUUUAGAAACUACAUUUCCAAAAACCACCCAAAAGUUUUACUUACAAAAACACCACAUUCAGAAAUAGUAGGCUUGAUUAAGGAAUUUCUAAAGAAUUCGCAACAAGUUUCAAAGAAGGAAAGCACCGUCCACGAUAGGUCGAGAGGGGAUAUUUAUCUCGUUCAAGGUACAGGUGGAUUCUCCUAUAAUCAAAAAGGCAGGCUUCAAAACACCCCUAACGGUAUCAAAAAUAAUACAGUUGCAACAGGAAGAAUUGUAGGCACUAAAGAAGCGGCAAUUGGUGGUUUUGUUGCAAAUGUGAUUGAUCGUUCAAUCGCUUUACAAACAAACUACGCUAAGAAUUACCCUGGCAAGCAUCACAGACAAUUCACAAUGCCUUUCAAAAUCAAUGAAGUGGAAUUAUCUGAGGAUGGUUCUAUUAGACUUUUUGCUGAAGGUAUCAAGACUGGUAAUUGGUCAGACGCCGACGAAAGGUAUCCUACAUCCGGCUCUUCUUUUGCUAGUUCUUCCGAAAGAGUUAAAGCUGAUGAUGAGAGUUUGGAAAGUUUGUUAAACUUGAUACUCCCUUCAAGGUGA
This is a messenger RNA of Lodderomyces margitis, 2241 nucleotides long. Its product is annotated as MDM10. Gene Ontology annotation, cellular component: ERMES complex; SAM complex. Gene Ontology annotation, biological process: protein insertion into mitochondrial outer membrane; phospholipid transport; mitochondrial outer membrane translocase complex assembly. The record is from RefSeq and is a predicted model, not a curated record. The transcript has 2 exons. NCBI's taxonomy places the organism in Eukaryota, Fungi, Ascomycota, Pichiomycetes, Serinales, Debaryomycetaceae. The coding region runs from base 1 to 2241 and encodes 746 amino acids.